Mesorhabditis belari is the source of this 684-nucleotide messenger RNA. NCBI's taxonomy places the organism in Eukaryota, Metazoa, Nematoda, Chromadorea, Rhabditida, Rhabditidae. The record is from the annotation of a GenBank genome assembly.
AUGAGAUUGCGGGCUUUCCAAAGUUUACUCCUUCUUCCGCUUAUGGUGCGUGGUGAAAGGGAUUUUCUACAAUGGUUUGGCCUCAAAGAGGAUCCAUCUCUUCCACAAAAAAUCUCUGAGCCUCAGAUUUUAAUGGACAAAAAUUUUGGACAGAGACCUCUUCGACUCUUCAACACAACCGAAAAUGAAACGCUUGAAAAUCAGUCCAACAAAGUGAUUCGAUUCGAAGAAGAUGAUCCAUAUUGGUGUUACAUCUGCAUCGACCAACAUGGAUUCAAUGCUUCACCCGUCCUUCUUGCACACAUGGUUCAACGGCGAAUGAGAGUCCCUCUACCUCCAUCAUGCAAUAGAGACAUUUAUGCGUAUCAAGUGAUGUGCAAGGGACCAUGCUUGGUGGCCACUUAUUUUCGAGGAGAAGAUUUCAUUGGAAUGCUGAGAGAUUGUGCUGAAAAGGCUGACUUUCGAUCGUUUGACGAGAGUGAUCUUCGACGAAUCCCCGAUUCACAACCAAGAAAUAUCGAAUUGGGAAAUAAUAUUCAUGUUGAAGCCAUGUUGUGCCGUGGAGACUACUGCAAUGUGGGAAUGAAUCAGACAAGAGGACAUCGAGCCCCACAUGAUCGUAUGAGAGAAGAUGAAUUUGAGAGAGCCGACAAAAGAAAGCGUCGUGGUCGUCAACACCAAAAA